AUCUGCAAGGUCGUAGGUCGGGCAAGAGGUUGAUUCUCCCUGGGCUUUGGCUAGAUCACCGAGACGAGCUCAUGUACAUGUAGUCAAAUCUGGAUAAAACAGCCCAUGGGGAUGGCAAUGCAAGGUGGAAUCGAAUCAAUCUGUAGCCUAGCUAGACUAUUAGUAGCUUGCUCGACUCGACUCGACUCUGGUGGGUGGUACCUGGUACCAUGUACUCUACUCACCUCUGAAAGCAGGCCGCCUCGUCCUUGGGAAGGAUGCAGGAAAAGGGUUCUGGAAAUGAAUCGAUUCGAUUCGAAUCAGCUAUCAAAUCUCAAUCGAACGGUACUGGUACUACCGCGCUGUGUAUGUGCGAAUGUGCGAAUAGGAAUGACUGAAGAGCUCUGAAGAGGUGAUACGAACGCAUCAUUAGUUAAUGCGAUCGUACAAGGUACAAUGAGGAUUUAAAGGAUCUAGUCAGAGAUUCGAUCAAUAAACCUCAAAGUCUCUAUUGAACCAUGAUUGGGAAGCCCAAUGACCUUAUUAAGCUUUUUGUGAUAUAAAGAAUAAUCCAUGGGUUCUUCUUGUUCAAAAAGUAGCGAUUCUACUGCGCCCUGGGUCAUUGACAGCAACAAGGAGAUUUAAUAGUCGUGGCUUUACUCCAGUGGAAAAUAAAUAUACUAUUUACUGGUACACUGGUACUAUUAAUAGUGCUCAGUACUCUAUAGAGUACCGGUACUCCAGUACACGAGAACUCCUGGGACUCCCACUCAGUAGUUAUUAAUACAUGUAAUUCUUAAUACUAGAGAAGUACCUGGUUACCUGGUACCAGGUAGAGGCCGGCCUAGCCAUACAUGUAGCUACAAAUGUAGCUACAAGUCCGUAGCAAGCCAAUAAUAUGAAGGCGCGAUACCGCUACAAUGUACACGUAGUACUACUAGCUAGUAAACGAUAAGGGCAUUCCCGGCGAGAUUGGACAUCUUUGUCGCGGUACAUGCGCUACUAUGCAUAGUACAUACCGGUACGUACAUAUAUGUCAUCCGUGGAUUAGCUACUACAGUAUGACUUGUAGUACAUACAUGCACCACUGCACCGCAUGCAUCUUCCAUCAGCGAUUGGUACCAAGCACAGCAACAGCAACACUGCUCAAGCAGACAAAAAUCACCCGCAGCGAAGGCCGCUCGAGAAGUGUGUGAUUAGACCCGUAUUUGCUGGCUGUCGAAGGAACAGGAGAGAAGACCAGGGAGGACCAAGGAGAAGCACUGCUCUUUCAGAUACCCUACCCUCGUCUCAUUAUCUCGUCUCUAUCCCUUAGAGCACAUCCAUCAAGAAGCCUAACCUUGUAGAUCGUUACCAUGGGCCGGUUAACUCUCUUUUCUGUGGAUGAUUGUGUGCAUUGCGUCCGUUUGACGCAAGCGCUGAAGGACCACGAGAUACCCUACACAGAGAUCUCGUUGGCCACGCAUCCCCAUCGACGCCCCGACAUGCUGAGCAUCACGGAUCGCUUGACGGUACCUCAAGUGUUCUUCAACGAGACUCACAUUGGUGGAGCUGACGAUACCUUCAAGGUACUGGAGAAGUGGUAUCACAUGGACCCAAGCAAAUCGAUCAGAGCUCAGUUUCACGAACUCGUCGCAGCGCAACCAGAUCCCACGGAUCCUCGUCUGGCACCCUCUACGGAUGCUCCUGCCCAACCAUCCAAGGCACCCACCAGGCCCCAAACAGACAAGCUCAAGUUACCCGACGGAUCGUAUUCCAGUGUUAUCUCGGUCAUGGAAAAACUCAAGAAGAUUCUACCCUGUUCCUCCUGCAAGAGCAAACGCGUCAUUUACAAACGCAGCUUUACGGGGGAGGAAGCGACCAAGGUAUUCUUGAAAGACUUCAAACAAAUCACCACGGAAGAGGAAGCGAUUCGGUUUGGAGAGUACCUGCGACGGGCAUCGAUUCUGCAUUCUCUCGUCGACGAUACCACCGAAUUCACUGCUUCGCACAAAACAAUCUACCGACUUCAGUGCUUUAUGACACCCAACAUUCUCAACACAUAUCGAGUCUGGAACACGGUCGUGGACCACGAUUACAUGGCCAUUCUAGGACGGCUCAAAGUCAUGCUGGACAAGGUCGAAAAGGACAGCAACAGCAAAACCAACAGCAAGAGUAUGACAAGCAAGAGUAUGGCAGUCUUUGAAGAAGCCGUUUGUGAACUUCAACGAGUCGAUCUCUCCCAACUGGAUACCCCUUCCUCGCUCAAAGCAUUCGGCAUUAACGUGUACAAUCUCAUGAUCAAAUACGCCUUCUUUCGAGUUGGCAUUGGGUCGUCGUCACGGGCACGCAGUGCUUUCUUCAAUGGAGUCAAGUUCCAAAUUGGAUCCGAAGUCUUCAGCUUUCAAGAUUGGGAGCACGGCUUGCUUCGUGCCAAUCGAAAGGCACCCUACAGUAUGAAGCACCAGUUUGGGCGCAAAGAUCCAAGACUGGCCAUGGCAUUGCCCAAUGUCGACUGUCGACUCCAUUUCGCCCUAAAUUGCGGCGCAAAGAGUUGUCCCCCUCAGCGAACGUUUACGGCUGAUGGCGUUGAAGAAGAAUUGCGCAUCGUGUCAAUGGCGUUCUGUGAAGACGACAGCAAUGUGGAGAUUGAUGCCAAGCGGCGGAUACUCUAUCUCAACAAGAUUAUGAGUUGGUAUCGAGUGGAUUUCUGUGAUUCGGAAAAGGAGCUGCCUGGCAAGUUGCUCGAGUACUUGCGGGGAGAAAAACGAGAAACACUGGAACGACUGCUGCAGAGUCGAAAGCCCAUUACAGUGUCCUACAAAACGUACGAUUGGAGCAACGAUGGUGACUUUGCUGCCUUUGACAGUGCCGUUCUAAGAGCCGAUGUUCAGCGGUUGAUGGGGUCAUUGAAGUUCAAAAUCAAGAGAAAGAAGAGCAAUGUCGGCUUGCCUGUGCUGGGAGAAUCAACAGAGAGAUCAUGUACAGAACGUUCCUCCGGUGAAAUCGCAUCGUCCCUCUUAACGCCUUGUUUUAAUUGAAUUGAACUAAACUAUUGUUGUAUACUAGUGACCAUCAUACUCUGUCCUUGCUACCGGUGC
Messenger RNA from Seminavis robusta, 3059 nucleotides. NCBI's taxonomy places the organism in Eukaryota, Bacillariophyta, Bacillariophyceae, Naviculales, Naviculaceae. The record is from the annotation of a GenBank genome assembly.